Molecule: messenger RNA, 4464 nt
Organism: Penicillium cosmopolitanum
Lineage: Eukaryota; Fungi; Ascomycota; Eurotiomycetes; Eurotiales; Aspergillaceae
Exons: 5
Coding region: 1-4464 (1487 amino acids)
Biological process (GO): DNA damage response; protein polyubiquitination
Cellular component (GO): nucleus
Molecular function (GO): ubiquitin protein ligase activity; metal ion binding; ATP-dependent chromatin remodeler activity
Source: RefSeq, a predicted model, not a curated record
AUGGCCGUGAUCGCAGAGGAUUUCAGAAUAUCAGCUGCGGUACCUCAGUCACUGCUCUCCGUUCUCUCGCAAAGUGAUGAUUUGAUUGCCGACGAGCGUCCCGUCAAACGACGCAAGGUUGCUAAGUCGGGCCCAUAUAGUCUCGCCCAGGAAAAUGGGAUUUCUCCAACAGGGGUUCCAUUGGGCUAUAUUCCAUUGGCUCGGCUAGCUUUGCGCAUGAAGCUUACACCAACCUCCAACUCGAAUGACCACACAUCACAUAUAUCGGCUGAAUCCUCUCAUAAAAUACCCGUCAUCUUGGAAAUUCGAAACUGUCUUAUACUCCAGGAUGAGGCGGUCGAUGAAGUUGCGCACAGCGAGCUUAAUCCCGAAUCAUACACAGUUUCGCUAUACGAUACCGAUACCGAUGACAAGCGUGAAUUAUUGUUCAGGCAUGAAUUCGAUGAUUCGCGACUCUUCGGUUUCCUCGAGCAGCUUCACCAAGCCAGCCUUCUCAGUGCCGCGGACCGUUACUGGAAUCGCGCGCCAGUAGCAAGCUACCAGGCCUCCGUUCAAUACUCUCCGAGUGAUCAGCUUUUGAAUCUGGAGGUGACUACACUUUGGAAAGAUUCGGUUGAUGUUCCCGACUUCACCCACCUUCAAGUAGGGGCGUUGGAGGCAUUUGCCCAAUAUGCCCUGAAGGAGCCAUUUGAUAGACCAGUCGGAUACGAUGCAAGACGAAAACACCGAGAAUGGCUCCUCGGAUCCAUUCGGAAUUGGUCUCCACGCGAAUUCUACCAAAGUGUGCAUGUCCCGCAAGACACAAUAGACGCAUCGGCGAACAUAAACUGUCCUGAUCUUGUGUGUGAACUUUUCCCUUUCCAGAGACGGGCUGUCAGAUGGCUCUUGAGACGUGAAGGAAUGGGCUUGGAGAAGGAUGGGAAGCUUGUACCAAUCGACAAAUCACCCAAUGGAAACCUCCCCGCAUCCUUCAGCCAUAUGAAAGAUGCAGAUGGGCAAGACUGUUACUUUAGUCAUCUCUUCAUGAUCAUCACCCGCGAUAUCUCUCACUGGACCGACGCUGCGGACACCCUACGCGGUGGUAUUCUCGCAGAAGAGAUGGGACUAGGGAAGACGGUUGAGAUGAUCGCCUUAAUGAGCUUGAACCGACGCCCGGGCCAAGUCAAACCAGACCCAGAUGGGCUGAGAGUUUCGGGUGCUACUCUAAUUAUCACGCCACCUGCCAUCCUGGAGCAGUGGAAGCAAGAAAUCGAGCAGCAUGCUCCAGCACUUCGCGUUCACCACUAUACCGGAAUCAAGCGCAACCAAGACCAGUCGGAUGAUUUGAUCGUAGAGGAAAUCGCCGAUUUUGAUGUUGUACUGACAACUUACAACGUUAUCUCCCGAGAGAUCCAUUAUGCUGGCGGUGCUCCAGCCCGCAGUCUGCGGCACCAGAAGAGAUUCGAGCCUCGGAAAACGCCUCUAGUCCGCAUAUCAUGGUGGCGCGUUUGUCUUGAUGAGGCACAGAUGAUUGAGAGUGGAGUGAGCAACGCGGCGAAAGUGGCGCGGCUGAUUCCCCGCCAGAACGCAUGGGCUGUGACUGGUACACCACUGCGCAAAGACAUUGACGAUCUGUCUGGCCUUCUGCUGUUCCUACACUACCAUCCAUUUUCCUACUCCAGUCAGUUGUGGAAACGACUAUACUCCCGUUUUGGACCUGUUCUUGUCAAAAUCAUCAACAAUAUUGCCCUUCGACAUAGCAAGGACCGAGUUCGGGAUGAGCUCCGCCUUCCGCACCAGAAACGUGUUGUUAUCACCACUCCAUUCACUGCCAUUGAAGAACAACACUAUGGUCAAUUGUUCGAGGAGAUGUGCGACUACUGUGGCCUUGAUGCCUUUGGUGCACCCCUCCGGGGUGACUGGAAUCCGGACGAUCCAUCCAUAAUUGAAAAGAUGCGAACCUGGUUAACUAGACUCCGACAAACCUGCCUACAUCCCGAAGUCAGUGGGAGUAAUCGAAGGGCCUUGGGUGCAGGAAACGGGCCGCUCCGCACCGUCGACGAGGUCCUCGAAGUCAUGAUUGAAACAACCGAUACUUCCAUCCGCACAGAAGAACGAUCGCUUCUUUUAUCGCAGCUGCGGCGUGGUCAGCUCCUUGAGACCGCAAGACGUGGGAAAGAGGCUCUGGCAUUGUGGCAGACAACUCUCGAGUAUUCCACAGAGCUUGUCAAGGAUAGUCGAGAGCAAUUACGGCUGCAGCGACUGAAAAACAAAGAGAACGAAACAAACGGAGAUGCGGUGACCAACUCAGAAACCCCGGACAUUAGUGAUGACGAGGCGGAAGAAGUAGAUAAAAACAGCCGCAUCGGCCAGUGUCGACUCAAAUUGCGCGCCGCUCUUGAGGUUCAGCAUAUCGCCGUAUUCUUCACUGCAAAUGCAUAUUACCAGAUCAAAACCGACACGAAUCUCACCCAGCCCGACUCCGAUGAAUUCCAGGCCCUUGAGAAAAAGGAAGUUGAAGGAUACGAGGCUGCCAAAGUGAUUCGGAAGGAGAUGUUGACCGACAUUUCGAAGAAGGUGGAACGAUACAUGCGAAUCAUCAAAGAAAAGACUCGGAAGAACGAAUUUGUGAACAUUCCUGUGAUGAAGCCGUUCCUCUACAGCAGAGGACUGGAAUCCUACCGCCUGCUGAACAAGUUUGAAGAUUUGUGCGCUGCCCUGAACGAACAUGCAAAACAAUACAAAGCUUGGCGUGAAGUGAUGACAAAAUUGGUUUCCCAAUCGCUAAUAGAUCAAGAAGAAGACGCCGAACUUGAGGGUGACGAGUACGAGCGAUCGACCAAGCAUCAGGAUGAGAUGUAUGUCUACAUGGAAGCUUUGCGGUCGAUGUACGCCGAUCGCCACGAUGCUCUCACUGGCCAAAAGAACAUCCUUAUCUCCCACGAAGUCAAAGCAGGCAUCAUCCAAGCGCAAAGGGAUGAAGGCCCAUCACCAAAGCUGUUCCUGUCUAUCAUGAAUACUCGCAGUGAACUUAUGCCAGAUCCCGAAUUUGGCUCCCUCCGUGGCAUCGUUAGUGAACUUCGCAGCUUGGUGACUUCGCUGGAGUGGCAAGCUAGUGGAGGUAGCUCGCGCGCGAGUGCUGAGUUGGAAAUGGUCGGCAUGGUUUUGAAAAAUGCUGGCCAGAUGAUUUCCGAACAGCUGAAGGUGUCAUCGAACUUGGAACGAGAAGUGGAGAUGUUCCGUGAUACGAUGAACAACCGGUUGGAGUACUACCGUCAUCUACAACAGAUUUCAGAUACGGUUGCGCCUUAUGAUGAAGAAAAUGCUGGAAAACCCAUGGACGAAGCUCUCUUCGCAUCCAAGUUGAAGCAAGAGGAGACUCUUGAAAGCAAAAUCUCAUCUCUGAAGUCCAAACGCCGGUAUCUUCUCCAUCUGCGAGACGAGUCUGGAUCGGAGGAUAGUUCGAGAAUUUGUAUUAUCUGCCAGUCAAGCUUUGAAGUCGGCGUUUUGACUGUCUGCGGCCACAAGUACUGCACCGACUGUCUACGACUAUGGUGGCGCCAGCACCGAACUUGCCCAAUGUGCAAGAAGCCUCUCAAAGUGAAUGACUUUCACCAGAUCACCUACAAGCCGCAGGACCUGGUUGUUCAGGAGGAAGAAGCACCGGUCAAAUUUGACCAUGAGCGACACUCGAAGAAUGCAAUAUACAGCGACAUAAGCUCGGGUCUUCUAAAGGAAAUCAAAAACAUCGAUCUCGAUGGAUCUUUCGGAACAAAGAUCGACACCCUCGCGAGGCAUGUUCUAUGGCUGCGCGAACAUGAUCCCGGCGCCAAGUCGAUCAUCUUUUCCCAGUACAAGAAUUUCUUGGCUGUUUUACAAAGAGCGUUUCAUCGAUUUGGCAUUGUUAACAGUAGUGUUGAUGCCCCCAAUGGCAUUGAGAAGUUCAAGCAAGACCCCGCUGUUGAAUGCUUCCUGCUUCACGGCAAAGCACAAUCCUCGGGAUUGACCCUAAUCAACGCAACCCACGUAUUUCUCUGUGAACCGCUAAUAAACACCGCCAUCGAGCUCCAAGCCAUCGCCCGAGUCCAUCGAAUCGGCCAACACCGCCCAACCACCGUGUGGAUGUAUCUUGUUUCAGGAACCGUGGAGGAAUCGAUCUACGAGCUCUCAGUAACCCGCCGACUAGCCCACAUCCUCGAGAAAGAAAAACAGGAGAAGAACGCACGCACUUUGACCAACGGCAACGGGGAAGAAGCAUUGAUUGAAGAUUUGACCGAGACGGCUAUUGAUUCUGCGAAUUCGAUGGAAUUACAAGAUGCGACUUUGACCAAUCUAAUGACUAGUGGUGCUUCAGGUGGAGAAAUGGUCAAGAAGGAUGAUCUGUGGCAGUGUCUUUUCGGAAAUUCGGAUCAGAAGGAUGGAAAUGACCGCUCGACUGAUGCUGAGAGGGAGGUUGGUCGGUUUUUGCGGGGGGGAGGCUGCUGA